Molecule: messenger RNA, 1961 nt
Organism: Ceratosolen solmsi marchali
Lineage: Eukaryota; Metazoa; Arthropoda; Insecta; Hymenoptera; Agaonidae
Product: solute carrier family 41 member 1-like
Exons: 7
Coding region: 117-1658 (513 amino acids)
Biological process (GO): monoatomic cation transport
Cellular component (GO): plasma membrane
Molecular function (GO): monoatomic cation transmembrane transporter activity
Source: RefSeq, a predicted model, not a curated record
UGCUCGAUUCAAUGAUUAUUACGAUGGUAAGAAAAUGGUGAUUUGUAUCGUGCGCACAUUCCCACGGACGAUGAACAGAGAACUUUGUCAUAACCAGUGGCCUUUUAAACAUUGGAAUGCACAAUGCAGAAUCCAAAACUAAUUAUAAAGAAGAUUCGUUUGAACUACGGCAUAGAAAACAUAAACAGGAAAAGUUAUUUGAAAUUGAAGGAAAAAUGGUGGGUUCUGGAAAUGGAGAAGUACUUGGUCAUGACUUAGGCAACGUUAAAACGGAGUUACUUGAAUUUAACUCCGAGGAUGAUAUGAAUGAAGAACUUGACACUAAAAAAUUAAUAAACUCACCAAUAAAUGAUGGAUCGAUUAAAAAAACUGCUGUUUCAAAAGAUUUCGAUGCGGCGGAUAAUGAAAGUGUUUGGUCCAUUUCUAUUCAAAUGUUCAUUCCAUUUUUACUCGCAGGAUUUGGAAUGGUGGCUGCCAGUUUACUUCUCGAUGUAGUCCAGCAUUGGCCAGUAUAUCAAGAAAUUUCAGAAGUUUAUAUAUUAGUUCCAGCCUUAUUAGGAUUAAAAGGUAAUUUAGAAAUGACUUUAGCUUCUCGACUUUCAACACAAGCUAAUCUUGGCCAUAUGGACACAAAAAAACAGCAGUGGAGUUUGAUCGUUGGAAAUUUAGCCCUAAUACAAUGUCAGGCCAUGGUAGUAGGGAUGCUAGCGUCUUUAGCAGCGGUUGUACUUGGAUGGAUUCCGGAAGCUCAAUUUGAUAUACAUCAUGGAUUACUUCUAUGUGCCAGUUCAUUAGUAACAGCAUCGAUUACCAGCUUUUUACUCGGAUUAAUUAUGGUUGCUGUGAUUCUUUUUUCGAGACGAAUGAAUAUUAAUCCGGAUAAUGUUGCAACGCCAAUUGCUGCAUCAUUGGGAGAUUUGACAACUUUAGCUCUUCUCUCUUGGAUAUCGUCUAUUCUAUAUAAUUCAAUUGGUAAUGCUGCAUGGGUUGCACCGACUAUGAUUAUUUUUUGCGUCUUGGCAACUCCUAUCUGGGGAUAUAUUGCUGCAAAAAAUCCUUUUACUAAAGAAGUCCUAGAUCAUGGCUGGACACCUGUGAUAUCUGCCAUGUUAAUUAGCAGUAUUGGUGGUUUGAUUCUUGAUUACACUAUAUCGAGCUAUAAAGGUAUUGCUGUCUUUCAACUUGUUAUAAAUGGAGUUGGAGGAAAUCUUGCUGCUGUUCAGGCCAGUCGGAUUUCAACAUCACUUCACAAGCAGCAAAACGGCAGUAUACGAGAAAUGCCAAUCGUAUGCAUAAGUCCUGUAGAUGUAUUUUUCACAGCAGGAGAGCAUGCAAGGACAGCAAAAGUGCUUUUAAUGAUGGCCAUUCCUGGACACCUAAUUUUUAGUUAUACAAUCAGUUGUUUACAAGCUGGACAUACUUCCUUGACGCCUAUAUUUAUAAUAAUUUACUUAACAGCUGUACUUUUGCAGGUUAUUUUGUUACUUUAUAUUGCCCAAUUGAUGGUUGUGUGGAUGUGGACCAAAGGUAUGGACCCUGACAGCUCUGCAAUUCCAUACUUGACUGCUGCAGGUGAUUUGAUUGGAACUGCUUUGCUUGGCAUAGCCUUUCAUAUACUUAAUGCUAUCGGUGAUGGAGAUUCUGACGUUGGGGAUUAAAUAUGUAAAAAAACAAUUGUAGAGUUCGAAAGAGAGAGACUUAAAAAUUUCCAAAGCGUUGUCACAUAUCUAAAUAGUAUCUAUAUUGAAAGAUAGUAACGAUAAUAUAUUAUGAUAGUAUUUUAAUUUUGUGUACGUUAUAAUGCUGAACUUAAGUGCAACUUAGGAACGAAAUCAAAAGAGAAAUAAGAGUCAUGGUCAAGGUUCCUGAUAACAUAAGGAAGAUCAAACAAUUUACGGUAUUAAUUUUAUGGCAUUAUCUUACAAGACUUAUAAAUUUAAGAAUGUUGCCUCCUCUUAGAA